AUGGUCAGGCAGCUUCCCCGUCAGUACACGCAGCGCAUGCUGCUUCAGGAGGUGGUCCGCCGGGGCUUUGAAGGACUCUUUGACUUCCUUUACCUCCCGUAUGAUUUCAAGAAGGGCAUCAAUGUGGGCUAUGGCUUCAUCAAUUUUACGGAGCCAGAGUACGCUUUGCAAUUCCGUGACUCUCUGGAUGGACAGUACUUGGACAAGUACAUGAGGAUGAAGGGCAAGGCGGUCCGCGUGCAUCCUGCUCAGGUUCAGGGCUAUGAG
Messenger RNA from Effrenium voratum, 267 nucleotides. The record is from the annotation of a GenBank genome assembly. Lineage: Eukaryota; Dinophyceae; Suessiales; Symbiodiniaceae.